This is a messenger RNA of Lactuca virosa, 1344 nucleotides long. The record is from the annotation of a GenBank genome assembly. NCBI's taxonomy places the organism in Eukaryota, Viridiplantae, Streptophyta, Magnoliopsida, Asterales, Asteraceae.
AUGUCAAAUGACCUGGAUAAUGAUGCUGAAUACAUGGCUGAUGAACAUGAAGCAGAAGAUGUAGAAAAUAAUAUUUGUGAUGAGUUACAUGGUAGAGAUUUAGGUGGUUCAGACUCGGAAAUUGAUGAACAUGAUGAUAUGAAUUAUAAGUUGGGAGAUACAUAUGCUGCUCAGGUAAGAAAAGGGAAGGACAUUCAAGGUAUUCCAUGGGAGAGGCUCAGUAUUACUAGGGAACAGUAUAGACAAACUAGGCUAGAACAAUACAAGAAUUACGAAAAUGUCCCUCUAUCUGGACAGAGUUCACAGAAGCAAUGCAAAGUUACAAACAAAGGAGGCUCCUUUUAUGAAUUUAGAUCCAAUUCAAGAUCCGUGAAGUCGACAAUUCUUCAUUUUCAGUUGAGGAACCUGGUAUGGGCUACAACAAAGCAUGAUGUGUACUAUAUGUCCCAUUUCUCUGUCCUUCGUUGGUCUUCCUUAACUUGUAAGAAAUCAUCAGUUCUUAAUUUAGCAGGACACGUGGCACCACGUGAGAAACACCCUGGAAGCCUUCUGGAGGGAUUUACUGAAACUCAAGUUAGUACACUUGCAGUAAAAGAUAAUUUAUUAAUUGCUGGUGGAUUCCAGGGAGAGAUUAUAUGCAAGUAUUUGGAUCGACCUGGAGUUUGCUACUGUUCGAGGACAAGUUAUGAUGAUAAUGCCAUCACUAAUGCUGUAGACAUUUAUACAACUCCUAGUGGUGCAGUUCGUUUUGCAGCCUCGAAUAAUGAUUGUGGGGUCCGGGAUUUUGAUAUGGAAAAGUUUGAGAUGUCUAAGCACUUCCAGUUUCCUUGGCCUGUGAAUCAUACAUCAGUCAGCCCUGAUGGCAAGCUUUUUGUAAUCGUGGGAGACAAUCCUGAAGGAAUUUUGUUCGAUUCCACCUCCGGAAAGAGGGUUGCAGCUUUGAAAGGACACCUGGAUUUCUCAUUUGCAUCAGCAUGGCAUCCAGACGGCAACACAUUUGCCACAGGCAACCAAGACAAAACAUGCCGGGUGUGGGAUGUACGACACCUGUCCGAAUCAAUAGCCACUCUCAAGGCCAACUUGGGGGCAAUUCGGUCAAUUCGCUACUCAUCCGAUGGCCAAUCAUGGCUAUGCUAUGCCGAACCAGCUGAUUUUGUCCAUGUUUUUGAUGUCAAAAAUGGAUACCAAAAACAACAAGAAAUCGAUUUUUUUGGUGAAAUAUCGGGCGCGUGUUUUAGUCCCGACACCGAAUCGCUUUUUAUUGGCGUGUGGGACCGGACUUAUGGGAGUCUUCUAGAAUACGGAAGAAGGCGUAACUACUCGUAUAUUGAUUGCUUAAUUUGA